AUGAUGCCUUGGAAUGAUCUCCGGGCAGGUGAUUGUUGUGGACGCUUGGAAGCUGUUAGUGAUGGCUACUAUUGCGAAAGCUGCGAUUUCUUCGUCCACAAGGAAUGCGGAGAGUCCUCCGAACUCAUCGAACACACAUCUCACGUCGGCCACACUCUUCGGCUUCAUAGUAGUGUAUAUGCUACUAAUUGCCAUUUAUGUGGAAUGAGUAUCAAGAGUCAAUGCUAUCGUUGUGAGACCUGUUUUUUAUUCAACCUAGAUCUCUAUUGCGCUAGGUGUCCACCACCAAACGUUGUUUACCUUCCCAAGACGCAUCACCACAAGCUCACCCUUGUCAAAGCCUGGAUCGAUUUCGACUGUGAUGCUAAUUGUGGCAAGGUUGGUGAUAGGUUUCCUUACGUGUGUCCUGUGUGUGAUUUAACUUUCCAUGUCGACUGCGUUUGGCAUCCCUCAGAGGUUAAACAUCCUUUAGAGGUUAACCACUCUUACCAUUCAAAACACCCUCUAAAGCUCUUCAUAGGUCAACUUCCUGACUAUUCCGAUGGAAAAUGUCGUCUAUGCGAGAGAAAGAUUGAUGAUAGAUUGUUUUAUCAUUGUUCUUCUUGUAACUUCAGCUUGGACAUGCGUUGUGUUUUACACCCACCACCAAAAUCUCUUUUGGAUGUGAAAACUCAUGAACACACACUCACUCUUCUCCCAAGACUUCUUUCUUUUGCAUGUAAUGCUUGCGGAUUGAAUGGAGAUCGAAGCCCUUACAUGUGUGUUCAAUGUGAUUUCAUGAUCCAUCAAGAUUGUCUUGGUCUUCCACGCCUCAUCAACAUUAACCGGCAUGAUCAUCGCAUCUCUCGCACUUCUGUUCUCGGUGUUGUGGAUUCUGUGUGUGGAGUGUGUCGCAAGAAAGUUGACUGGACCUGUGGAGGUUACACUUGUCACAAGUGUCCUGGCUAUGUCGUUCAUUCGAAAUGUGCAACCAGACUCGAUGUCUGGAACGGGAAAGAGCUUGAAGGAUUGCCUGAAGAGAUAGAAGAUACGGAGCCGUAUGUGGUAAUCAAUGACACCACAAUACAACACUUCAGCCACAAGGAACAUUACCUAAGACUCAACGCUACUUGUAUUCUUCGUGAGGAAAACAAGCGGUGCAACAUAUGCACACAUCCAAUCUCUCUCCAUUCCUUUUAUGGUUGUAUGGAUUGUGCUUUCAUUCUCCACAAAAACUGCGCCGAGUUUCUUAAAAGUAGAUGGCAUGUGCUGCACAACGAACGGCUUACUUUGGCUCCAAGCAACGCCAGUUAUAUUGUGUGUGAUGCUUGUGGUAUAAUCUUCAACGGUUUCAUGUAUCAUCAUGAGGAUAAGAAAUUAGAUGUACGAUGUGGCUCAGUUUCUGAGCCAUUUCUCCAUCCAAGCCAUCCCCAUCCUUUAUACUAUGUUUCACUAGACCGAGUAAAUGAAAUCUGCAACGGUUGUAACGAGAACGCAUCUCCUGUGCUCAAAUGCGUUGAAGAAGACUGUGUAUUUGUCUUGGGCUUUGAAUGCGCCACUUUACCACAAGUCGUGAAGCAUAGAGUUGACGAUCAUCCUCUCUCACUAUGCUAUGGGGAAAAGGCAACUGGUGAGUACUGGUGUGAUAUCUGUGAGACUAAAACCGUUCCAGAGACAUGGUUCUACACGUGUAAAGACCGCCAAGCUAGUUUGCAUCCCAAGUGUGUGCUUGGAGACUUUUCAGGGCUCAUGCCAGGAAGCACAAUAAAUGUUUCAAGCAUGUCAUAUGAGGUUGUUCUCAAUAGUAGUGUAACUCGCCCGAUUUGCAGUUGGUGUAAGUCGCAUUGCAUGUCUCCUAUCAUCUUGAGAAUGCUUGAAACCUCAGAAACAUACGCUUGCUCUAUUGACUGUGUAGCGCAACUCAGCGAUAUAUAG
Messenger RNA from Microthlaspi erraticum, 1914 nucleotides. The record is from the annotation of a GenBank genome assembly. Lineage: Eukaryota; Viridiplantae; Streptophyta; Magnoliopsida; Brassicales; Brassicaceae.